UCGGUCCAUGGCUUGGCUCACCUCACAUCCAUGAUCCAAGUUUGUUGAGUCGGCUGUCUCGUGAAAACCCCCGGAGUAACAUUGAGGCUUCUCAUUUCCAUUCUUCUUCCGUGUGUAUGUAGAUAACGGAAGGGCCAAGUGUCGGGAGCGAGCAUGCAUGCAUGGUUGUGGCUGAUCAAUCACGACAUGGUUAUCAGGCCCCUUGAAAUCAUCGACAGGUCCCUCGUGGUUGGAUCGCGAACUCCGAGUCGCCGCCGUUUGUCUUUGUUUUCUUCGGUUGCUACUAUUGUUGCCGUAGCACUGCAGUGCACUGAUAAAAGUUUUGGAUUAUUUUUGGUGUCCGUUCCAUUUCCUUGAAUUUCAGGUAGCGCGUUGAUAAUGCCAGGGGCUAUUCCCACUAUCUUUCUUCCAUUUCCGCUGCCAGGACUACUUUCAUGGUUCCCGUCGUUUUGUUCCUUCCUCCUUCCUUAUCUAUAGAAAAUUUCCUGACACCCUAGCGCCUAGUUCUUCGUCUGCCAAAGUAACUUGAUGUCUGCCUCUUCCAACUUCAUCCCCACCAUCUAUUGAAAGGACUCGAUCAAAGCACUAUGCUUCUUUAUUUCCAAAUUCAACAAUUCGGGUCUUCAAUUCCGAGAAUGUUUAGCUAGUCCAGGUUGUUUCUAACCAAGGUCUAGCCCAGGCCACACCCUGUUUUCCCGACAUCAAAAUCACCUAGCCACUGGCAGUGCCCCAGAGACUCACUCCGCACCAAGGUCGCCGGGUCAUUCCUAUUUCUUAUACGGAGUACUCGACGCAUUGCAAGAAAGCCUUGCUCUUUCUGUGCUGAAUGGGAGUGGUGUGUUAGGAAAUCUCCAGUUCAGUUCCCGCGCCCCUCCGUUAUUCAGUCUCCAGUCUCCGCCUUCUUACGCCAUAACUAUAAUUGCCCUUAGCCAUGGCACAGUCUAGUCCCUAAGCUCAGCGACUAACUUUAAUCCAAAUAGCGCAGGAAGCCCUCUCUCUCCCUGUUUCUGGGUUUCUGCCUUCUCAUCUUCCUUAACAUCACAAGUUGCCAACGGACUUCUGCUUUCUUUGGAAGACAUGCUCGAUGAGACGCGCGCCUCUGUAUGGGCGCGGCUCAAAGCUGUCAAGCCGCCGUUUGUGUCCAAAAAACCACACUUCAACUUUAUUUCCGUUCAUUAUACAUGGAUCAUUGGCGCAACCUUGGUAGCUUCCGUCAUUAUAUAUGGUGCUGGUCGCGGUCAGACGUCAUAUGUCGAUUCUCUUAUGUUCGCCAGCGGAGCCAAUACACAAGCUGGACUGAACCCAAUCGACGUCAACCUUCUCAACACCUUUCAACAAAUUGUCGUUUACCUCUUUACUAUAACGUCUAACCCAAUCACACUACAUACUUCAGUGGUCUUCUUACGUCUUUACUGGUUCGAGAAGAGGUUUCAAGGGUGGGUUACGGACGCCAGACAGCGCCGUGCUACACUCUCUAAGGCCAAGACUCGUCCACGAAGUGAAGCCCGUGAAGCUGAAGAAGGAGUCAAUGGUCGGCAUAUUACGGUUGUGCCUUACCAGGGGAGACCUCCACGUAUCACGAACGACGGCAUACUUCUUGAUGGAAAUGACGUUAUUCAAUCUCAAGCGAUCGCCGACGAUGAUGAGGAUGAAAAUCUACCACAUAAACCACCACCUGCGAGCAGCGAUGAAAGCGACACAGUCUCAGCCGGCCGUUCUAACAGCAUAGAGCUAAGUCCUUUGGAGAAAUCUGAUCAGGGCUUUGGAGAGGGCGGGGAAGUGAAUGAGGGGCAGAGCAGGUCACAGAAUGCGCCGACAGGUAUCAAGUUUGCUGAGACGGUCAAGCGAAGUGACGGAGUCGACGACGACUUGACCAAAUUUCCCCAGAGAAGAAGCCAUGCGGAGCAUAUCGCUAUUCUAGAGCGUCAAAGAAACCAGGACAACGAAAUUCUGAGGAUUCCUGGUCCCCGAGAAACCGAGCGGGGGAUGGGACCUCGAAGGCUUGACAAUGAUGAUACCCAGGACGGCGAUGAUGACAACAACACCAUUGCUAUGACAAGAACUGUGGAGUCGAGGCCAGACAACGCGACACUAGACCACAGGGCACCAACAGGCCGCAGACCAACCAUUGUUAUUGCCGAGCCGAAACGUCCCCUCAAACACGAACUGACUGAUGAUGCCAAAGCCGUUGGCGGCACUCUUAAUGCCCUUAGAGUGCGCAAGCCUCGUGUGUUCAACCGUGGUCAGAAGGAAGUGCACGAUGACAAUGAGAGCACUAUGGGUCGUGCUUUCCGAACACGCACAAUCGAUACUAUCAAGUCGGCCUUGUCAAACGACCACACGAAAGAUAUGCCCUACCUCAGUUACACCCCGACUAUAGGUCGAAACUCUAACUUUGUGGGAUUGACCCUGGAACAGCGAGAGGAACUUGGCGGUAUCGAAUAUCGAUCCCUGAGGACUUUAGCAUUGAUUUUAAUGUCCUAUUUUUGGGGGUUCCAGCUCAUUGCUGUAACCUUCCUUUUGCCUUUCAUUCUUCAUAAUGAGAAAUACGGGAGAAUUGUUGAAGGGAACGCUAUCUCAAGAACCUGGUGGGGAUUUUGGACGGCCAACUCGGCAUUCAACGACUUGGGUCUGACCCUAACCCCUGAUAGUAUGAACUCUUUCAAUACCUCAGAGUAUGUAAUGAUGACCAUGUGGUUCUUCAUUAUCAUUGGAAACACGGGGUUUCCUGUCAUGCUACGUUUUGUCAUUUGGGUUCUUGCUCAGAUUGUUCCUAAGGGGACCGGCCUGUGGGAAGAGCUCAGAUUUCUUCUUGACCAUCCUCGCCGGUGUUUCACCCUCCUAUUCCCCUCGAGCGCCAAUUGGUGGCUAUUUUGGAUCCUUGCCGCAUUGAAUGCCAUAGACUUGCUUUUCUUUGUGGUCUUAGAUCUCAACUCAGGUCCAGUCGCUGAACUACCGGUUCAUACUCGAAUUGCCGAUGGUCUAUUUCAAGCUGCCUCUACAAGAACGGCAGGCUUCUCGUGUUUCAGCCUUAGCGACCUUCACCCAGCCGUCCCAGUAUUGUACAUGAUCAUGAUGUACAUUUCGAUCUUCCCAAUCGCAAUCUCCAUCCGCCGAACGAACGUCUACGAAGAAAAGUCUCUUGGAGUUUACCACAACAAGAAAGACGAAGAUGAAGAGGAAUCAGCCAGCGCUCUAAACUAUGUUGGUACCCAUCUGCGACGCCAACUUUCUUUCGACUUGUGGUACGUUUUUGUGGGGUUCUUCUUUCUCGCCAUCAGUGAAGGUGAAAGUCUCAAGGCAAAAGACUUCAAUUUGUUUGAUGUUCUUUUCGAAGUUAUCAGUGCGUACGGAACUGUGGGUUUGAGUAUGGGUGUAUCCAACGUCAAUGCUUCUCUGUGCUCUCAGUUCACCGUUGUUGGGAAACUCAUCAUCGUUGCCAUGCAAAUCCGUGGCCGUCAUCGCGGUCUGCCUUAUGGGUUGGAUCGUGCUGUUCUGUUACCCAGUGAGGCACGUUUCCAGAAGGAAGCAGAGGAGAACCAACCGAUUCUUGUUCGCACCAGGACAAAUGCCUCAAUGGCCACCGCCUCAGGCAUGGAACCGCCUACUAGUCCAGGUUUACCUGAUCGGCGUGGCAGUAUAGGCCGUAUACGCGAGCGAACAAAUAGUCGCAUCAUUUCCCAAUUUUUAUAUCCUGGUCCCGUAAUCCCCAGCAACGAGAUACACGGUCACAAACGCGCAACAUCAAACAACUCUAACAACCUGCGGGAUUUCCCGCGAUUCAAUACCGAGCCAGUGUUCGAAGAGGAAAAGGACGAUGUUCCUCCUCUUCGAACCAUUGAGUCUCAUAGUGGUGGUCCUCGUCGUGCAGAGGCCAACCCGAUGCCCUAAACAGCCGGCAACAAUCAAAGCUUUGCUUUUGCAGAUCAUGCGACAGAUACGGCAUUAUACUCUGUUACAUGGCUUCAUUGUCCUUCUGAGAGGGGUCUUCCGUUCAUGCAUCAUUUCGCAAACUACAUAUUUUCCGGACAAAAAGCGAUUUCAAAUGUCAAAAGGGUUUACGGCGUUCAGCAUCAGGGUUUUAAGAAUAGAGCUUUUGGAAGGCGAUAGUCAUAGCGCAAGCUUUUGUUUCAUGUCGAGCCGAACGAAUGUCGCAAAUUUAUGAUGGUUCUAGAGGCUGGACCAAGGUGUUUUCAUAUUCAUGGCCUUUUAUGUAGCGUAGCAAGUUCCAGACCACACUGGCGUUUCAUCUUGUCCAGGGACUUGCAUAUCAUCAUGGUCUUCGUUAGAGUAUUCAUGCCCAAUAGAAGGCGAUCCCGCCCUAGGUGCAAACCAUGGCCAUUUAAUCAUUCUUUGCAUCCAGUACAAUAACUACACUUUUGCUAUUCAUAUAGCAUAUCCACUGCUCCUAUACAGUUACUUCAUCCAAGUUUAAUUAAGUCUAGAGAAUCUAUGCAUAGGUCUGUAUUUUAUGAUGGCCUGCUCACUUGGUCUCAAAAGCACCAAUAUCCUUCAAUGCGCCAGCCAAACGACGGUAAUCUCGCAAUAAGUCAAGAACUUCACCCAGCUUAAGUUCCCCAGGAGUCUGUAUCUCCAUGAAGCGUUUGUUAGGCGGAGCAAUUCUAGGAAUCUCUUUUGGUGGAAGAGCUGCGGCGAUGUCAGGGAAUGCCUGGAUGUUCGUUAGCCUUAGUUACUGGCAGUCUGACUUUCGUGUCUUCAACAUACUGUUCCUAAAUCUCCACCGUCUGCGGGCUUCACCGGCUCCUUAGCAGCUGGGGUUGAAGGGGCUGAUGGGGUGUUGCGCCCAAAUCCACGGAUCAUGCUGAUGCUGGGAAGUCGAGCCAUAGGAUUAAAAGAAUUGCCUAAGUUGCGCAUCUGGUCCAGAACGGCAGGGUUCUGCCCCGGAAUUUGGUUGGCUGUCUUAGGCUCGUCAGAAGCGAACAAUACUUUCUUUGAAGAGCUCGCACUGCGACCACUUCGAGCACUAUCAGCACUGCGGUCGCGGCGGCCUCCUAUCAGGUUCAGGACUCGUUCUUCGCGAGAGGCUGGGCGCUUCGAAAGAUCAUUGUCGUCAGGUGCAAGGAGUCUGUUGAGCCCGCUGCUGUCCUCCUCAUCCGGGGAGGGCGUGCUGACAAGUUUUCGGGCAUCAUCUAGAGUCCUAGGUACUGUGAUAGACUCUCGGGGGCUAUCCUGAUGCUCCCUUAAUUUCCCUACGAGGAAUUUGUAACUAUCUCCCAGGCUGUUCGAUAUGUUUUUCAAGCUCUGGUCGGCUGUGUUAAAGACCGCAUCGCUGGCAGCCCCGAAAGCCUGUGCAGGCCCGUUCACAAGAUCGCUCAGACGACGGUUUCGCAACGCCACAGAUGCUUUAACAUCGGAGGCUGAGGUCUUUCCCCCCUCAGCCUUGGUCUUGCUUGUUUCGGGCAUAUUUGCCGAUGAGGGC
Molecule: messenger RNA, 5440 nt
Organism: Fusarium verticillioides 7600
Lineage: Eukaryota; Fungi; Ascomycota; Sordariomycetes; Hypocreales; Nectriaceae
Exons: 4
Coding region: 1078-3891 (937 amino acids)
Biological process (GO): intracellular potassium ion homeostasis; potassium ion import across plasma membrane
Cellular component (GO): plasma membrane
Molecular function (GO): high-affinity potassium ion transmembrane transporter activity
Source: RefSeq, a predicted model, not a curated record